CUCAGGCUCCGCCGGCCAUGGGGCGGCGGUUCCACGCGCUGCGGCCGCUGCUGGCGCCGCUGUUGCUGCCGCUGCUGCUGCCGCCGCGGGCGCUUCCCCGGGCGCACUGCCCGGAGCCCUGCAGCUGCCCGCCAGACGGCGCCCUGCGCUGCCCCGGCCCACGGGCCGGCCUCACCCUACUAUCACUCACCUAUCUCCCUAUCAAACUAAUCCCAUCUCAAGCUUUCAGAGGACUUAAUGAGGUGGUAAAAAUUGAAAUCUCUCAGAGUGAUUCUCUGGAAAAGAUAGAAGCUAAUGCCUUUGACAACCUCCUCAAUUUGUCUGAAAUACUGAUCCAGAACACCAAAAACCUGGUGUACAUCGAGCCUGGAGCAUUUAGAAAUCUGCCCCGGUUAAAAUACCUGAGCAUCUGUAACACAGGCAUCCAAGAGCUUCCAGAUGUUACGAAGAUCUUCUCCUCCGAAUUUAAUUUCAUUCUGGAAAUUUGUGAUAACUUACACAUAACCACCAUACCAGGAAAUGCUUUUCAAGGGAUGAAUAACGAAUCCAUAACACUCAAACUAUAUGGAAAUGGGUUUGAAGAAAUACAAAGUCAUGCCUUCAACGGGACGACGCUGAUUUCCCUGGAGCUCAAGGAAAACACACACCUGGAGAAGAUGCACAAUGGAGCCUUCUGGGGGGCCACGGGGCCUAGCAUCUUGGAUAUUUCAUCCACCAAAUUGCAAGCCCUGCCUAGCUAUGGGCUGGAGUCCAUCCAUACACUCAUUGCCACAUCAUCCUAUUCUCUAAAAAAACUGCCAUCAAGGGAAAAAUUCACCAACCUCCUGGAUGCCACACUGACUUACCCCAGCCACUGCUGUGCUUUUAGAAACUUGCCAACAAAAGAGCAGAAUUUUUCAUUUUCCAUUUUUGAAAACUUUUCCAAACAAUGUGAAAGCACAGCAAGGAGACCAAAUAAUGAAACACUUUAUUCUGCCAUCUUUGCUGAGAGUGAACUGAGUGCCUGGGAUUAUGACUAUGGUUUCUGCUCACCCAAGACACUCCGAUGUGCUCCCGAACCAGAUGCUUUUAAUCCCUGUGAAGAUAUUAUGGGCUAUGACUUCCUCAGGGUUCUGAUUUGGCUUAUUAAUAUCCUAGCCAUCGUGGGAAAUGUGACUGUCCUCGUUGUUCUCCUGACUAGUCGUUAUAAACUAACAGUGCCCCGUUUUCUCAUGUGCAAUCUCUCCUUUGCAGACUUUUGCAUGGGGCUCUAUCUGCUGCUCAUUGCCUCAGUUGAUUCCCAAACCAAAGGACAAUAUUAUAACCAUGCCAUAGAUUGGCAGACAGGGAAUGGGUGUAGUGCAGCUGGCUUUUUCACUGUAUUUUCAAGUGAGCUUUCUGUCUACACACUCACAGUUAUCACACUAGAAAGAUGGCACACUAUAACCUAUGCUAUUCAGCUGGACCAAAAGCUGCGUUUAAGACAUGCCAUUCCUAUUAUGCUUGUAGGAUGGCUCUUUUCUACUCUAGUUGCCAUGUUGCCCCUUGUGGGUGUCAGCAAUUAUAUGAAGGUCAGCAUUUGUCUCCCCAUGGAUGUGGAAACCACUCUCUCACAAGUCUACAUAUUAACCAUCCUGAUACUCAAUGUGGUGGCCUUCAUCAUCAUUUGUGCUUGCUACAUCAAAAUUUAUUUUGCAGUUCAAAAUCCAGAGCUGAUGGCUACCAACAAAGAUAAAAAAAUUGCUAAGAAAAUGGCGGUCCUCAUCUUCACUGAUUUCACCUGCAUGGCACCUAUCUCUUUUUUUGCCAUCUCAGCUGCCUUCAAAGUGCCCCUUAUCACAGUAACCAAUUCUAAAGUUUUACUGGUUCUUUUUUAUCCUGUCAAUUCUUGCGCCAAUCCAUUUCUGUAUGCGAUUUUCACAAAGGCAUUCCAAAGGGAUUUCUUUCUGUUGCUGAGCAAAUUUGGCUGCUGUAAACAUCGGGCUGAACUUUAUAGAAGGAAGGAUUUUUUGGCUUAUACCUCUAACUGCAAAAAUGGCUUCACUGGAUCAAAUAAGCCUUCUCAGUCCACCCUGAAGUUGUCUACAUUGCACUGUCAAUAUACAGCUAUCCCAGACAAGACUUGCUAUAAAGAAUGUUAACUGUUUUAUCAGUAACCACAUUAUUGAGUAGUACUUAAACAUGUAAAAAAUAAUCUGUACCAGUAAUUUUAACAUAAACAGUUGGUGUUAGGAAACUAUUUAUUCUCAAGCACAUUGAGCAAAAACAAGAUAUCUACCUAGCUCAAAGUGUUGUCCAUGACCAUUGCCAAUCUAAAAACUACUUGUCAUUGGUACAUGAUGACACAAAAUACAAAAACUGAAAGUGUGUAGAAACAUUUCUAGCAAUUUUGACAGAGUAAUUUAAUGUCUGUUGAAUCUAGUGCUUUUGAAUGAGGUGGUAUUUUACAUAUCUUUGCUUCUUUCUCAUUUCACCUUUGUAGUAAUUUUUACUGCAAUUUAUAGUCCAUUACAGAUUUGAAAUUUAAAAUAACUGGUUCUUUUCCUCAGAUGGUUUGAAAAGCACACUGCAGAGAUGCACUGCCCAAUCUGGUAGCCACUAGCCAUAUGCAGCUAAAUUAAAAUUAAAAUGUAAUUUCUCCCAUAGAAUUUCUAGAAGAAACUAUAGGCUGUAAUUUCUUUGACAUCGGCCUUAGCAAUACUUUUCUAGAUAGUGUCUUCGGGCAAGGAGAGCAAAAGUAAAAAUAUAUGCAAAUGAUAUAUCUGAUAAGGCAUCAAUAUCCAAAUAUAUAUA
Molecule: messenger RNA, 2772 nt
Organism: Herpailurus yagouaroundi (jaguarundi)
Lineage: Eukaryota; Metazoa; Chordata; Mammalia; Carnivora; Felidae
Gene: LHCGR
Product: luteinizing hormone/choriogonadotropin receptor
Exons: 11
Coding region: 18-2120 (700 amino acids)
Biological process (GO): adenylate cyclase-activating G protein-coupled receptor signaling pathway; male gonad development; activation of adenylate cyclase activity
Cellular component (GO): plasma membrane
Molecular function (GO): G protein-coupled peptide receptor activity; luteinizing hormone receptor activity
Source: RefSeq, a predicted model, not a curated record